UGAAUUUCCAAGAUGGGGGCUAUGCUAGGAAUCCCACAGAAAUUUUGCCCCGGUGAAAACGAAACAAACUGGGCAGAUGGAUCUCUGACAACCGAGUUGGCCAAGUAUCCUCUCUUCACCUUGUUGUUUUCCUACGCAUCGGCGGCGAGUUUUAUCGUCCUUGUGAUAUUCUUCGAAGCCGCGUUCUUCACGGCAACGCGAGUUCCUCGAUCGUCCGUGGCUAACCAUCGAAUCAACACUGUUAUCAUGAUGUCAGUGUUUCCCGCGCUGGUAAUCUUUGCCCUACCUGCAGUCCUCAUUCCAAAUGCUGCCGAAUUUUGUCUGGCGAUGGCAAAUUUGUAUUUUGCUUUCGUCAUGUUCAAGUUUGUCGUCUUGCAAGUCGACUACUACGGAGGCCAUCGAAAAAUGAUGGCGAGGCUGGCCGCCGAAAAAGUCAUGUUUAACAUUAAUGUUCCACUGCUCUGCUGUUUCUUCUGCCUCAAACCAGUUCGUCUGACAAGGAAAAGUUUUACGAUGAUCAAGAUGGUUGUACUGCAGACUGCCAUCCUCAAGCCCAUUAUAACCUUCUUCCAAGCAAUGGCCGGUUUUGCCAAUGUGAACCUGCUUGGUAUUCCAGACCUGAUCUUGGAGACCCUGGCAGUCGUGUCUACCAUGACGGCAGUGACGGGAAUGAAUAUGCUCACCAAGUCUUCUAGCAGUAAGGACUUGGAGAAGUACGACCUGCCUGCCAAGGCCAAGUUGAUGACGGCCGGGCUGCUCAUCAUGGGUCUUCAGCCCACCCUCAUAGAGUUGGGGACCCUCAGCAGGCCAUUGGGCUGUUUCAUCCCCUUUCCAUCGAGGUUGCUGGCAUCCCAGUGGCAAGCAUUCCUGCUCAUUCUGGAGUCCACAUUGCUUAUGAUCCCUAUCCUGAGGUAUUACCGGACAGCUGACGGUAACGUGGUGGGCGUGCCCGCGCCCAUCGAAGACGAUGAGGAGGAACCGACCACGGGCUUCGGCAAAAUGAGACAAUGGGUCCGGCGACACACACUGAUGUAAAGGCAGACGAGUCAGGAUAAAUUCUGAUGAAUCACAAGGAGUCUAUAGGUUUAAUGAUACUUUGUACGCUCUUAAAAGACCAGGGACACCUAUGACCCGGAUCCGGAUCAGAUCUGACCUGACACUUUUCCGGGUCAAAAUGACACUUCUCUGAGUCACUUUUCCGGGUCAUUUUGACAUGAAACAUUGUCCGACUUCGACCCCAAAAAAGUGUCAUUUUUGGCAAGGACAAAACUGUCAUUUUGACACGAAAGUGUGUCAAAUCAUCUCUGACCCUGAAUCAGUGUCAAGUUAGACCCAGGAUUUUUAAGGGUGUAAACUAUUCACCAAGUUGAGAAUUCCGUCAAAGUUCAGAAUGGGCGUACUGCAGAAAAAGGUAAAUGUUUUCUUCUAAAUCGAAUGAACAUUGAUACGAAUACAUAGUUCAUUUAUUAAAACAGAGUGGCAUUGUUGUUUGAAAUUUAACAUGUAGGAUUAUAGUACAGUUUAGUUUGCGGAUUCACCAUGCGAAGUUGUCAACUCUGCAGAAGUGACGUUCUUAGAAAAAGGUAAUCUGGUCAGUACUGGAAUUUCUAACAUAAUGUUUCAUUCAGAAAACGUCUUCCCAAUCAUAUGAACUUGCAAAAAAAAGGUUAUAUAUUUCUUGGAAGUGUUCACAGAAUUCAGUGAAACACCCAAAUUCGGUGAGAGUAUGUGCAUUCAUAAUAAUUUUCACUGGUAUGUUACUCCAAACAGUUUUAUACUACAUAACUUGUUGGUCCAGGAUGUUAUCAUAGUAUUUUUUUUCCAGCUUGUAUUUGCUGUUUAAAAUAGAUCGAGGCAAUAUAUAUUUGCCAAAGUUGUAAUUUUGUACAUAAAGAAGAUAAUUAUUUGAACGAUAUCAAUAUCAUCAUGUCGUUUGAAGUAGAUAACUGGAACCAUUAUUAUUACAUUACAGCAACGACCCACUGUUUUUGUAAAAUAGUCCCGAGUUACUUUGUAUUUACUUCGGUAUUCAAUGUCAUUUAUAUUUAAAGGCACAUAGGAUCAUUUGCUUUUGGUGAAUUUGUUUUUGGUUUGAAGCAAACAAAAUUGUUCCCAAUCUUAAGUAGGGUAGGCCGGUGCAUACCUA
Molecule: messenger RNA, 2146 nt
Organism: Patiria miniata (bat star)
Lineage: Eukaryota; Metazoa; Echinodermata; Asteroidea; Valvatida; Asterinidae
Product: organic solute transporter subunit alpha-like
Exons: 7
Coding region: 13-1035 (340 amino acids)
Biological process (GO): transport
Molecular function (GO): transporter activity
Source: RefSeq, a predicted model, not a curated record